Molecule: messenger RNA, 935 nt
Organism: Cutaneotrichosporon oleaginosum
Lineage: Eukaryota; Fungi; Basidiomycota; Tremellomycetes; Trichosporonales; Trichosporonaceae
Source: RefSeq, a predicted model, not a curated record
CUUCAGUCACUUCCCACACUUAUCCGCAUCUAUCCACCACCUAUAUCCCGAUCCGACGUGCGCCCGACAUGUCUCCCGUGGCGUAUUCGUCCGCGCCGCUUAAGCAGAUGAAGCAGCCCGACCUGCAUGCGCCGCCCCCGCAGAUCGCGCUGGAGGACUUGACGCGCCGUGUGCGUGAGACGUCUGAUCGCAUCCAGCUCGCGCUGAGUCCAUUUGCGGAGCGUGUCAAGACGUUCGCGGAGGCGCGGCCCGUUAUCUUCACGUUCACAUCCAUCUUCAUUGCGCUCAGCUGCAUUCCGGCCGUGUGUACUGCCAUAUUCGUGCUGUGCGUCUCGGCGCUAUUUACUGGCAUCGCGAUAUUCCUCCUAUGCCUCAGCAUCGUGGGCACGAUUGGACUUGCCAUGUUUUUCCUCAUCCCCGUUCUGGUGAUCAUGGCGUCGCUCUCAGCGAUGGCCGUCGGCGUUCUCCUUGCGCUCUUCCUCGCCCACCGACUUUACCUUCACAUUCGCUCGGAUUGCGAGUACACGCCUGGUCUUUCUGGCGUGCUCAGCGGCAUCCAGAGCUGGGUCGACGAGACGCUGGGCCGCAUCGGCGUCGGCGCGUCCGAAUACGGACCCCACUUUGACGGGCGCAGCAUCGACUACCACCGCCCGACUCACACCGUGUCCAAGGAUGAGCAUGACGGUCGCGAGCUUCCUCGCAGGCGCGAGCACACUCCAACCCAAAAGACUCCUGAUCUAUCACAAGCCCCCGAGGCGUGGCACGACGAGAACCGCUCCAAAGUCUCGCCCGCCCCGAUGGCUAAGCAAGAGGUCAAGCACGAGCCUGAAGUGCAUGACAUGUUUUCCCCCGUGUCGGGCACCCCGAGUGGUCUGCGUUCCCGUUCAUCGCAGGGCUACGACGACGAGUGGGUCACCGAAGAGGUGGCGCGGUGA